AUGCCCGUAAGGAUGAAGGAAAACAUAGAGGCUCUCUCCACGUACGCGCGCAGGGAGGGUACAAAUCAUGGACAGAAAUUGCCUUCAGACCUUGAACUUGUGUGCGGACGCGACUGCAUACAAGAAAUGUCGGACCGAACGGAGCAAAAAUUGACCCCUUUGGAGAGUCCACGUUUUGCAAAUUUUUUCUUGCUUUCUCCAUUGACUUUUGAAAGAAGAAACCUUGAUGGAAUUUCUAUAUACACAAAGGAAUAUUUCAAUGUUUUUCGAGAAGAGAACACCACAAGAAAACAAAACAAAAAAUACAAUCAAAACCCAAAACCAGAACCCCAACUUCCCAAAUCAUCCCCAACGCCACUCUUAACCACCCCAAAUAUCCAGUCACAUACAAAACUUGAAGCCCUUGAAAUCGUAAUUAACAAAAUAGAAGCUUCUGUAAAAAAUGGCGUCGAAAUCAAUGAUCCCCAUAUCUUUGCUUCCCUUUUAGAAACCUGCUUUCAUUUAAAAGCCAUUGAUCAUGGCAAUAAGAUUUAUAAACUCAUUCAAGAAAGACUUUUGCGUAAAAAUGUGGGCAUUUCAUCCAAGCUUCUUUGGUUGUACUCCUGUAAUGGGGACGUUAAAAAGGCCCACAAGGUGUUUGAUCAAAUGCCCAAGAGAAAUGACUUGGCUUUUCCAUGGGAUUCACUUACACGGGGUUAUGCUGAGGUGGGUUUGUACGAAGAUGCAUUGGCAUUGUACUUUCAAAUGGUGGAAGAGGGAGUGGAACCUGACGCAUACACGUUUCCACGGGCUCUGAAGGCUUGCGGAGGUGUUGGGAUGAUCCAAGCUGGGGAGGAAGUUCAUCGUCAUGUGAUUCGCUCUGGAUGUGGAAACAAUAAGUUUGUGCAAAAUGCACUACUGGAUAUGUAUGCAAAGUGUGGAGACAUUAGCAAGGCUCAAAAAGUUUUUGAUAAAAUUGUGGACAAGGACCUAGUUUCAUGGAAUUCCAUGAUUAUUGGGUACAUGAGGCAUAAUCUUAUGGUUGAGGCAUUGGAUUUACUACGUGGGAUGAUGCAGGAGGGAUGCGAACCUGAUUCAAUUACGAUAUCAACAUUUCUCACUAGCGCAUUACCCUAUAAAAUUGUAAUUCAAAUUUAUGGAUUAGCUUUUCGUCGAGAAAUUGAGUGGAAUAUAGAAACAAUCGUGACUUCAUUGUCACAAAUGUGA
Olea europaea var. sylvestris is the source of this 1206-nucleotide messenger RNA. Its product is annotated as pentatricopeptide repeat-containing protein At4g25270, chloroplastic-like. NCBI's taxonomy places the organism in Eukaryota, Viridiplantae, Streptophyta, Magnoliopsida, Lamiales, Oleaceae. Gene Ontology annotation, biological process: RNA modification. The record is from RefSeq and is a predicted model, not a curated record. Gene Ontology annotation, cellular component: intracellular membrane-bounded organelle. The coding region runs from base 1 to 1206 and encodes 401 amino acids. Gene Ontology annotation, molecular function: protein binding; RNA binding. The transcript has 4 exons.